Messenger RNA from Alnus glutinosa, 1899 nucleotides. RefSeq names its product monolignol oxidoreductase AtBBE-like 15. The transcript has a single exon. The record is from RefSeq and is a predicted model, not a curated record. Lineage: Eukaryota; Viridiplantae; Streptophyta; Magnoliopsida; Fagales; Betulaceae. Gene Ontology annotation, molecular function: oxidoreductase activity; FAD binding. Bases 37 to 1647 code for a protein of 536 amino acids.
UCCUAUUGUUCUUCAUCACAAAACAAGGAGCAAACGAUGGCGUCUCUAAGCUCUUCCUUGUUUUCAGUACUUUUGGUACUCUUGCUGUCAGCUUCGUUGGCAGCUUCAGCUUUAACUCAAGAACAAUUCGUCCAAUGCCUCUCUGUUAAUUCUCAGAAUAUUUCCAUCCCACUAGCCACUGCUUUUUUCGCCCCGGACAAUUCUUCCUUUACCACUGUUCUUGAAUCCUCUGCACAAAACCUCCGCUACUUGGUCCCUUCAGCGCCGAAGCCCGAGUUCAUCUUCUUGCCUGUGCAUGAAUCGCACGUGCAAGCAGCGGUAAUUUGUUCCAAGAAGCUCGGAAUACAUCUCAGAGUCCGCAGCGGAGGCCACGACUAUGAAGGUCUGUCUUAUGUUUCCCAAAUGGAGUCACCUUUCAUUAUUGUCGACCUGGCAAAGCUUAGAUCCAUAAACGUUGAUAUGGAAGACAAUACUGCGUGGAUUCAGGCGGGUGCAACUAUUGGAGAAGUUUACUAUCGAGUUGCUGAGAAAAGUGAAGCUCAUGCCUUCCCGGCCGGCCUUUGCACCAGCUUAGGCGUUGGCGGGCACAUUACCGGAGGCGCGUACGGUCCCAUGAUGAGAAAAUACGGCCUUGGUGCUGACAAUGUCGUUGAUGCACGGAUUGUCGAUGUUAAUGGCAGAAUUCUAGACCGGGAAACCAUGGGAGAGGAUCUUUUUUGGGCUAUUAGAGGUGGGGGAGGAGCAAGCUUUGGAAUCAUUCUUUGGUGGAAGAUAAAGCUUGUUUCUGUUCCCCCAACCGUAACAGUUUUCACUGUUACUAAAACCUUAGAACAAGGCGCAACAAAGCUCCUCUAUAAAUGGCAACAGGUUGCCGACAAGCUUGAUGAGAAUCUCUUCAUCAGGGUCAUCAUUCAACCGGCCAGUAUUGCUGGUUCUAAAAGUGAGAAAACAGUAACAACUUCUUAUAAUGCUCUGUUUCUCGAUGGCGCUGACAGGCUCCUCCAAGUUAUGCAAGAAAGCUUCCCGGAGCUGGGUUUGACACCAAAAGAUUGCACCGAAACAAGCUGGAUUAAAGCCGUGCUUUAUAUCGCCGGGUACCCAAGUGGAACAUCCCCUGAAAUUCUUCUCCAGGGGAAGUCGACAUUCAAGAACUAUUUCAAAGCAAAAUCAGACUUUGUCAAAGAACCAAUCCCAGAGACUGCGCUGGAGGGGCUGUGGGAGAGGUUAAAGCAAGAAGACAGCCCUUUGAUGGUAUUCAAUCCAUAUGGGGGAAUGAUGAGCAAGAUUUCAGAAUCUGAAAUUCCUUUUCCUCACAGAAACGGAACCUUGUUCAAAAUCCAGUACCUGUCUUUAUGGAAAGAUGGGGAUAUGGACAAGGCGAAGCCGCACGUGGACUGGAUUAGGAAUCUCUACAAUUACAUGGCUCCUUACGUUUCGAUGCUUCCGAGGACUGCAUACGUGAAUUACAGAGAUCUUGAUUUGGGGAUGAACAAGGGAAGCAACGCCAGCUUAACAGAGGCAAGUGCUUGGGGAAACAAGUAUUUCAAGGAUAACUUCAACAGAUUGGUGAAAGUAAAGACGAAAGUCGAUCCAGAGAACUUCUUCAGGCAUGAACAGAGCAUCCCACCUCUUGCACAGGCAGAGUGAAGAGGGUAGUGGUUAGUAGUUUGAGCGUCGAAUGAGUUUGAUAUGUUGGUUAGGUAGAGGUUUGUUGGGGCAGUAAAUUAGUAGAUAGGCUGGUGGAGUUUCCUUUGUAUCAUCAAGCAAUGUGGGUAUCACAAGGAGUAAGUGAAAGCUUUUGUUGGUUUUUCCACAAACUUCGUCGGUUGCUCUCUGUUUCUUGCUCAUUUUUUGUUUCUUUGGGUGUUUGUUUGAAGAUAUAAACGACUAAAUUUGUAA